Messenger RNA from Lymnaea stagnalis (great pond snail), 4806 nucleotides. NCBI's taxonomy places the organism in Eukaryota, Metazoa, Mollusca, Gastropoda, Lymnaeidae. The record is from the annotation of a GenBank genome assembly.
AAACAAUCAAACAAGAAAAUUCUCUUUAAAGGUGCGACCAUUUCUCAGGAAGUCUUUUGUUUAAUAAAUACCGUGCGGGAUACCGGGAGAGAUAAAUUAAUUUAAUACCAAUGUAUUUUUUAAAAAAUUAAUAGGAAAAGAACUGAAGAAAAACUGAACGAAAUCAAAUGGUAUAGAGGACGCAACAAACUUUGUAUAAUUGCAGAUAUGGCGUUCCAGCGUCUUGUGGGUUUCUUCGUUUGUCUUCUGCUCAUUGUGAAAGCGGAAGGCAGGUGGACUUCACAAAGUCUAAUCACAGUAGCCUUCCCUACGGCCGUGACUAACUUUACUGUAGAGGAUUUGCCAAACUUGAGGGAGUAAGUUGACCAUGCACAUUUCACUGAUACGUUAUGUAAAUAAAUGUUUAUUAUCCCCCAUUAUUGCUCACAGUGCGAUACUCCAUUGCUGAACAUACAAGCAGAUGAACAAGAAUAAUGUAUGGCCUAAAAUAAGCUUGAGAAAUGAAUUUAAUGAGAUUUGUGUUCUCUACACAUAAGCUGAUGAUCGUCACAAUGCAUACAGAUGUAAUUAGAAGUUAUCCAACCAGGUGUAAUUAAAAGUUAUCCACCAGGUGUAAUUAAACGUCAUUCAUCCAGGUGUAAUUUGAAGUUAUGCAUUCAGAUGUAAUUAGAAGUUAUGCAUCCAAGUGUAAUUAGAAGUUAUGUUUCCACUCAGUUUUUGCCUUUAUAUCUCAAUUUAAAAGUAAAUAAAAGUCUAUUUUUUAAACUGUUACGAAAUACCAAGAGCGCACCUUGCGGUCGGUAGGACCAAAUGGUCAGUGCCAGACGACUGACCACCUGUGGAGGCGGGGGGUUAGUUUCAAUCCCGCCUCACCCAUUAGCCUACCCAGUGGUGCAUAUGUGGUGACUUCCGCGCGCGCCACCUUGGAGUUUAAAUUUAGGUCUCACAUUAAAUGAAUAGGCGUGUGUUGUGUGCUCACCCUGAGAUGAAAAGUAAGCAUUCAAAAAAUAAUAAAUCAGACUGCAUUGUGUUAAUGAGUACUUCCCUGACAUCCAAAGUAACCCACCAUCUUUUGUUUGGCUUCCAAUUUGCAAUGCAACAAAAGGUUUACGUGCAUAAUAUGUCCGACAGAACAAUAAUUUUGAAAGACCCGGGGCUCCAUAUUCAACUACACUUUGUAGGCUAAACUGAUAAAUACACAUUCCGCGAACGCGUGUUCGAUUGUAACAGGGUGCAACCUAUAUGAAUAAGGACCACUGAUCUGGGUGUCACUUUUUCUCAACCUGUGGGUCGCGACCCUUUUGGGGGUCAAACGACCCUUUCCCAGGAGUCGCCUAAGACCAUCUGAAAACACAUAUGCUCUACAGUUAUGAAGUGGCAAAGAAAAUAAUUUUGUGACUGGGGGUCGCCACAACAUGACGAACUGUAUAAAAAGGUCGCGGCAUUGGUAAGGUUGAGAACCACUGCUUUAGCACAUACACACCCACUGUGUGCUGGACCCUACUUCUUGGCUGGUCAGUCCUGCACGGCGACUGACAUCUCGUGACCAACACGUGACGCCAAUGUCAUUGUUUCCCGGUGGGUGCUAAAUUAGGCAGGUUCCAUAUAACCCGAUCAUUUAUGGAAUUUUGAAAUGAUAGAGACGACUGAUAGAGGGCAAACUUAGUAAUUGCAAUGAACGAUCUCUUUCAUUAUUGAGACACAUGAGCCUAAGUAGUGUUUCAAAUUAACAACUUAUCAAGCUCAUUGAACGUGCUCCUUAAAAAGGAUAUCGCGACAGUUAGACCUACGAACACGCGCCAUGUCUUUUACAGAGCCACGUGCGCAUGCGUUUCAGACGAGCAUUUAUGAUUUAUAUUGUAAUAGUUGAAGAUGCUGAGCCGCGCCAAGUUUCACAUAAAACCAGAUACCAAUCAGCGCUUACUCUUUAUUGAGCUCCCGCUAGACGUACAGCCGUGCGCUAAUUCUUACAUCACCCUCGUGUUAACGGGCCUGUGUAGUCCUACCAGUCACAUCAUUGCAGUCACAUCAUUGCAGUCACGUCAUUGCAGUCACAUCAUUGCAGUCACAUGCUGCCCCGUGAAUAAGUCUGACGUAGACACCACGUAUGCGACCAUGUCAUUGCGAUCGCCAAAAAUCUAGAAUUGUAUUUUUAACUGGGUGAUCGAGUACCCCAUUGUCUCCGUGCUUAAAAUAGGUACGGGAUAUUUGUUACUAAGGAAUGUUUUACAAAUGUAAUUGACGCUUUCUCAUCUCGGGGUGCAAAACUCUGCACCUUUCACGAAAGCUCAACCCUGUAACAUACAUCUGUUUUAUAGGAUUAUUUUAGAUGCCCUUUGGAUACCAAUCUCAAAUCUACCAUUUUAGCUACUCAUCGUUUCUGUUCAAACGUUAUUAUCCAAGUUGGUUAUUGCUACUUAGGUAAAAGGUAAAAGAGGUUAUUGCAGUUAUGUUGGUUGUUCAUACUUGGAACAUUUUUUUAUAUAGAGUUGACCAGUAUGUCUCUUUGAAACUUAGAUGUUUGUCGUACUCAAAAUAACAUGUAAUAUAUAUGAAUCUUUUCGGAUAUUGUCCUUUCGCUUUCCAUGACUUUACCCUACUCUUAAUUAUUUAUGCCUUUUACCCCACCCGGAGCAAACGUCUACAAAAAAGUGUCCACUCAUUUCAGUCCUGUGCUUUUCUUUCAAGUUGCCUCCAGGUGUAUCCCAUACUUUGUGUGUCGGUCUCUAGCUCGCCUCUCCAUAUAUUCUUUGGCAUUCCUUUCUUUCUUUUUUUCCAUGUGGAUAUUCCAUGUCAGGGAAUGUCUGGUGAUAUUAUCUGAAGGUUUGCGGAGAUAAGCCCGAACCACCCACAUAUUUUCCUUACGAUGUCUUCAGCAAUAGGCUCCAUGUAUAUUCUUUCCAUUAAGUCUUUAUUGGUGAUGGUGUUUGGCCAUUUCAUGUGUAGGAUCUUUCUAAGGUAAGUGUUUAGGAAUGUCUGUACUUCCUGCUUAAUGCUCGCUGUUAUCAUCUUAGAGCCAAUAAAAACCUAUAGCUCACAGUUUCUUGAGGUUCUAUGUAAUUAUCUAAAGCUGUUAGUCACUCACCACUCGGUCACAUAAGCAUUUCAAUGUGAUACACAUUUAUCGAGUUACAUAAUCUGAUUAAUUCAUGAAGCACGCAACCAGGCAUACUACAGUUUUUAAUUGAAACUCUUUAUGCCCCUAUUGCAAUUUUGUUGUGACAGAUCUCUGCUUAAAUUCGUGUCCUUGCAGGUUAUUUGAUCACCUAAUUCCAUGCACUGGAAUGUUUGGAACAAAUUCAGCUGAUGUGUCGAUUAAGGGAAGAUGCGAUGAAUUUAAGGAAGGCGAUUAUUCGUAUUUUACAGAAUAUGUCAAAAAGUUUUUAUCAACACCCGUGGCUGCAGCAGGCAUCAACUUUAUCGAGCAUGAUGAGUUCGAUUUCAUGCAAGUUCACUACGCUACAUACAAAACCAGGUGUAUCGCUCUUCUUCAAACUCCUUUAAAUUUCGAUUUUUCAAGACUCCCCCUCCCUGAUGAUGUAGUGGGAAGGAUACUACGCUGUAAAUCUCGAUGUUGCUACCGGCUUCUGAAUAAAAGAAAUAAUCAACCAAUUGAGAUUCCGAAAUUUCAAACUGCAUCCAUGUUCAGCUUCUCAAGGACCAACGAGCAAACUACGAGCCAAGGGUAUCCCAAAUCGAUGACUUUAGAAAAUAGUCACGCAAAAUCUCUAAGAGAAAAUGAUCAGAGCUUCAUAUCAAUAACCGUUGGAGUCAUCGCGGUCAUUCUCUCAGCUAUGCUUGUUAUUGUCGUAAUCGUAUGUUAUCGACGAAGACGAAACGAAAAACUAUUGACGGUCACACAGCAAAGAACACAAGAAAAAAUCACCGACAGCUCUGAUAAUCUUGGUGUGUUACAGCCCUUUGCCAGACAGGCAACUGAAGACAACCCAUAUUGUGCUCUAGACCAAGACAGCAGAAUAAGCUGUCACGAGUAUGUCCCUCUGUCGGUAAAGAAAUCUAAAUUGUUGGCUGUAAAACCCAAACAAGGCAAGCCAUCGCCCAUAGCUACAGGUCCAUCAACGAUUAGUGGCACAAAUGCUGCCAUCAGUAGAAUCAACUCUGGUCAACAAGGUGCUUCUUCGGAUCAAAACAGUUCAGAAUACAUUCACGUCCUUGAUGACUACACUUACAUUCUUUGCGACAAUGGUGGAAGGUAUACGAAUGUUUCGGACAGUGGCGUAGCUAAGGGGAUGCGGGGGGGGGGGGCACCGGGUAACAUCAUCUAAGGGGGUGACACCAAAUUGAAAAUUCUAUAUUUACAGAACAUACGCUUCUUGGUCUAACAGAAUUUCAUAAAAUGAUAACUGAUCACACAUGCAUUUUCCUUCCAAACAUGUAACCAAUCCAAAUGAUAAUAUCCUUCACCAUGAUUUUGAUCAACUGAUUAACAGGCUUGCAGCUUUGAAGACCAGGGGAGGAAAAAUUUAAAUCAAGUAAAUUUAAUGUCAAAAUAACUAUAGUCCAAAUGAUUGGGCAUUCAAAGAAAGAAGCCUUUCUGUGGCGCAAACCAACCAAUCGACAAGCCAACGAACACCAACCAACAAAAGAACAGUUACGAACAAACUCACAUUUUGAUGUUUACAGUAACAUAUAUAUUGUUUUAGAACUUCACAUUUCUGGUGUACGAUCACUUGUGUAUAUAAAAUAACAGUUUUGUAUUGAAAUAACUUCAAUAAAUAUUCAUGACUGAGUUGUUUUUUUUGCGUGUGAACAUCUGUUCAUUCUCUAUCUUUAAAGCAAAAUAAG